AUGUCGAGCAUCUAUGCAGAGCUUGCUCGCCUCAAGUUCAAUACAGAGCAAAAGUCUGCCCUACUCUACUACCUCACUAAAACUGGCGAAGCUGAAGCUCAAGCGGAGAAAACCUUCACUGUCUGCAACAAUGAUGAGGAGAAAUAUGCCUAUCUAAACUUAGUCUUGGGGGGUUUAUCUGAAAAGUCUCGCUCAACUGAAAUUGAAUCGGUCAACCUCGUUACUGAUGAUAAAAUAUCUGAGCCUCAUCUUGAAACAGAAUUUGUUGAAAAACUAAAGGUCGAUACAUUUGAAGAGCCUGUUUUCGGAAAAUAUAAUCCUAAAGAUGCAGAUCUCGAAAAGUUUGCUCAAAAACUGAACCUCGAUCAAUUGCGAAAAUACGGACCACCAUUAACGGACGAGGACAUAGAGAAAUUUUACGGUAGUCAUGUCUUGAUCAUCGACGGAAAGUUAGUUCGCUAUGGGUCAGAAUUAUCAGGCGAGGAAUACCAUAAACUCGUCACGGAACAUCCGGGAGCAUUGUACGGGCCUGUUGUCCAAGAGGUGGUCUGUGCGAAAUUCUCUUCCAUUGAAGAUGGCACAAAAAAGGAGUGGCAGGCCAGGCUGCCGAAACGUCGCGGUUGGAGUUCACUGAGUACAGAUGCUACUGGCUACGGUGGCGGAAACUUAAUGAAGAAGGUUUCUGAGCCCUGGGGAAGUCUCCUUUGGGCGAUGGUGUGA
Paraglomus occultum is the source of this 720-nucleotide messenger RNA. The record is from the annotation of a GenBank genome assembly. Lineage: Eukaryota; Fungi; Glomeromycota; Glomeromycetes; Paraglomerales; Paraglomeraceae.